AUGUUUGAUGAAAUAUGGACAGAAAAAUGGAAUUAUAAAAUUGAUGUAACAAUAAAAACAAUGAAAGUUGGUACAAUCUCAACACAAGUGUUUGUUGGUGAACUUGUACAACUAUGUGCUGUUUGUACGAAACCACCAGAUCAAUCGAUUUAUAUUGUUACUGAACUUAUGUGUAAUGAAAUUUUAUUAGAUUAUCUUUGUUAUGAACCUGGGCAAGAACUUGAACUAUCAACACUUGUUGAUAUAGCUGCACAGAUAAUUAUAAUAAGCAUUUUAAAAAUCGAUUAA
Rotaria sordida is the source of this 288-nucleotide messenger RNA. The record is from the annotation of a GenBank genome assembly. NCBI's taxonomy places the organism in Eukaryota, Metazoa, Rotifera, Eurotatoria, Philodinida, Philodinidae.